AUGCGGCAGGCGGUGCAGCUGGUGGAGGACUGGCGCGCCAUCGUGGGGGAGCCCUCGGCGGUGGCCCAUGGCGCACUGCUGGGCGCACUGGCGCGGGGCGGAAGGCUUCAGGUGGCCCAAGCGGAGCUGCGGAACUUGCAGCACCACCAGGUCGACCUGGAUGUGGAGGUCUAUGGGAGCCUCGUCACUGCGUGCGCCGCCGAAAAGCGGUGGCUGGAGGCAUUAGUUUUCUUGCAGGACGCCUGCCAGCAAAGUCUGGCAGACGCCCAGCUUUUCAGCCAGGCGGUGUCGACCUGCGGAGCCCACUGGCAGCUGGCCGGCCUGCUGCUGGAGAGCAUGGACCGGCGCCUGCUGGCGCGGACCCGGCCUGCCAUGAGCGCGGCCAUGGAGACCUGUGCCCAAUCCGGGCGCUGGCGGGAGGCCAUCCAGCUGCUAGACGAUGGUUGGGCCGCGAUGUGCCCGCCCAACUUGCAGAUGUACAAUGCGGUGCUGCGCAGCUGCUCGGGCGGCGCGUGGCAGACCGCCGUGGCGCUCUUGGCGGAGAUGGACGACGAUUCGAGUUUGGCGGUGGGUCAGGACGGUCGGUCCUCGGCCGCUGCCAUGGAGAGCUUUGGUGCGGCGGGGCAGUGGGGGCGCAUCCUGCUGCUGCUGGCAGACCUUUGGGAAGGCGAGGUGGUGCCGGGCGACGUGGAGUAUGGCGCCGCCAUCAGCGGGCUCCGACAGGAGUGGCAGCAGGCCGCGUGGCUGCUGCGGGAGAUGGAGGGCUUGGCCUUGCAGCCCAAGGCGCAAGCGUUCUGCGCGCUGGUGCGAGGUGCCUUGGAGGCCAGCGCUUGGAGGCACGCCCUUGCGCUCCACGCCACGAGAGCGAAGGAGCCCUACCUUGACCGGCCCACCUUCUCCCUGCUCCUGAACCGCUGCGAGCGGCAUCGCCUCUUCCGCGCAAGGCGCGGCCUGCUGGCGCGGCUGGGGGACAACCUGAAGCACCGGGCGGGCCGCGGGAAGCGCAAGGAGGAUGCACGCAUCGCCAAUGCUGUGGGCCGGGCCUACUGCCCGCUCCCGCAGCCCGGCCUGGUGGGCGGCGCCUUCGCGCGGAAGCUCCGCACUGCCAUGCAAAGGCAGUACGCCAAUGGCCGACUGCCUUACAACAAGGCGUUGAACCUGUUGGCUCAUGCGGUGGAGGCUGUGGCGGAAGGCGGCACUGCUGUCUCUGCCAUGGAGCGAGUGGCCAAGAAGCGGUGGCGCAGGGACCGACUCUGGCUGGACAUGGCGGGUGGAUGCAAGGCGCAGCUCCUCACCGCGGCCUUCGGCGCGUUGCCGCCCGGCACCAAGGUGCUCGAGCUGGGCGCUGGCUGCGGGUACUCCGCCAUGCAGCUGGCCACUCUGCCCCUUCGCCUGGAGAGCGUAGAGGAAGACCCCCUGCGCGCGGUGGUAGCCAGAUGCAUGUUGGUGAUGUCGAGCCUCCAAACUCGCGCCCACGUGUGGAUCGGGAGCUGCGCGCAGGUCCUCCCAAGGAUGGGGGGACUUUUCCACGGCGUCUUGUUGGACCACCAGUGCCCGAGCUAUUUGCCGGACCUGGAGGGUCUACAGAGCCGCGGGCAGCUUGCCGAGAGGGCGCUGGUGGUGGCCAAUCACGUGCUCAAGCCUGGGGCGCCCUACUUCCUGUCUCAGAUGCUGACCUGCGCGCCCACCCAGGUCGUGUCCCUGCCGGAGUUCGAGAUGCAGGUUGAGGACUGGAUGACGUGCUCCGUCCUGACCAGGCCUCUGGUGUCGCCAAAGUGCCCACCAGGCAUCCAGGACUUGUCCGAGCUCUCCGCGGCCAUGCUGGCCCGCGCGAGUGACCGCGGCAGCCGCCUGCGCCAGGCCAGCAAGACGUUGGAGGACUGGAGGAGCUUUGCGGGAGCCUCGCGGAGCGGCAGGAAGCGGGAUUGGGCAGCCAUCCUGUCUCACAUAGAGCUGGAUUGGCUGGAGGAGCAGCCGGGCUGUGAGCGGAACAACCGCGACGGCGACACCGUGGCCUUCAGACACAAGGGAUUUAUCGCCGAGCUGCCUGCUGGCAAGACGACGGAUGCCCAGGGCAAGCCUCUGCAGGUUGGCACGCAGAUGGACUCCAACAUCAAUCCCAAAAGUAAGGAGGAUCGGCCGUUGGAGUUUAUGCUGGGAACCCCCAAGCUGGUGGUAGGUAUGGAAGCGGUGCUGCGCGUUAUGUGCGAGGGUGAGAAGGUGAGGGCCAAAAUCCCGGGGCCUUUGGCCUACAACACAGUUCCCGGGUUUCUGCCCUACGAUACCGUGGUACUCUACGAGAUGGACGCGGUGACCAUCACCCGAGGAGCGGGCACUGUACCUGUGGAAUCUUUGGGCGAGCCAUCCGCGCCCUGGCCACGGGUUUUGCUGCCGGCGCUGGCGCUGCCUGUGCUGGCUGUGCUGGGGUUCGUUUUCCAUGUUCGCGGGAGGGGCAAGGAAGGCAAGGAAGGCAAGAAGGGCAAGAAAGAAGGUAAGAAGAAGCGCUGA
This is a messenger RNA of Effrenium voratum, 2508 nucleotides long. NCBI's taxonomy places the organism in Eukaryota, Dinophyceae, Suessiales, Symbiodiniaceae. The record is from the annotation of a GenBank genome assembly.